AUGGAUAUAGAUGAUGCUGCCCAUUUCCAAUCGAUCCCCUGGAUCUCGGAAUUGCUCAAAGAUGAAUCUUUCAUCACAGUUCCAUAUGGAGCCCGAGAUCCGAAGACCUCAUCCGAGGAUAGCCUUACUGCUGUGACUCUUAAAUCAAACUCGACCUUACCGGCGUGUCUUCGUCAGGUUCGACGACCGGCCCCACAAAUAACCUUGAAACCCGCCGCUUCUGCUCUGGCCACUCAAAACAUCGAAGAGGUUCGCAUAUUUUUCAUUCUAGGCAGCGAUAUGAAUGGACAUCCAGGUAUUCUUCAUGGAGGUAUGGUAGCGACACUGCUGGAUGAGUGCUUGGGCUUUCUUGUCAAUGCCAGGAGCCCGGAUGGAGUUUCGGGCUCUUUCACGGCAUACUUGAACACUGGGUUUGUACGUCCCGUAUAUACCCCUGGGGCAAUUGUUGUCUAUGGACAACUGGAAGAGUGCAUCGAGGAUCGGAAAUGGAAACUGAAAGGUCGGAUAUGCGAUGCCGAGGAGCGAAUUCUUUCGACUGGCGAGACUCUAUUUGUGAAACCCCGAUCGAAGAUUUAG
This is a messenger RNA of Penicillium argentinense, 576 nucleotides long. Its product is annotated as PaaI family thioesterase. NCBI's taxonomy places the organism in Eukaryota, Fungi, Ascomycota, Eurotiomycetes, Eurotiales, Aspergillaceae. The record is from RefSeq and is a predicted model, not a curated record. Bases 1 to 576 code for a protein of 191 amino acids. The transcript has a single exon.